AGUCCAAUUUAUUUUUGUUCUUGCUAAACAUCAGGUGGCUGGGGUGGGGAGGGACUGUGCUUGCCUGUUCCAACACAGUUGGUAAAGGUGGAAUGAUUCAGCAGAGACACAGACAGGCACAAAACAGCGGAGGGCUAUCUGAAUGGUGGAAGCUACUGGUGCCAAGCAGCACUAGCCCACACCGGGGGCUCUGCUCUUCAUUCAUUCCAUUGUUGGCCGCGACGCGUCUGCGCCGUAUGCAAAUGAGGCGGGCGGCGGGAUCCAAUAGGAGGGGCGGGGCGGGGCGAGCAGCCCGGCUACAUUAGCGCUACAUGAGAGUGUUGCGGCGCUGGGAGAGAGAGAGAGAGAGAAAGAGGGGCCGGCGGGGGAGAGCCUGAGUGAUCCUGAGCAGCUCUGAGAGGGACACACACACAUACACACACUGCAACAGCCCCGGGGCUCCUCUGCACGUUCCCUCUGUCAGUAACCCCAGGCCGGCUGGUUACCCCUCCGAGACUGAUGCCAGCAGCAAGAGGCGCCGGGAGUGCAAGAAUGCAAACAGUUCUUUCACAGUCCAGCCACCUUCAGGUGUCUGAGGCAAAAUAAGAGAUUUUGGGGGGUGGGGGGGUGUCUUUUUGUUGGGGUGGGGGGAGGUGGAGGAGCUGGUAAAAGAAGGAACCUGGCCUCAGUCGGUUUCCUGGAGGGAGGUGGGAAAAAAAAGAACUCCUUGUUUGUUUACUUGGGAUCUGGACUUUAAAGAGGGACAGAGAAGGCAGGUUGUCAAAGGACUUGCAGCAAUUACACGCACAUUAGCAGCUAGUGCUUCUCGGGUGCCUCUGAAUGAGGACGAGCUUCUCCACCCCCACCUCCCCCCCCCACCCCCGGACCUCAGUGAAUCUCCUGACUGUCAGUGACAGCCUGAUGGAUGCUUGAAAGGAAAUCAAUAUCUAGCGUUGUACGCGGCGCCGUCUGUGGAAUCAUCUGGGGCUGUUGUGGUCGAGCGAUCCGAAGCUAUUCGGUGACAUUGGCUGAGAAUUCGGAGCCUCGCCUGAAGGUGCUGGGGAUACAGAAGGCGCUGUCGAUUGACGGUGUUAUUGUGUGUGUGUGUGUGUUGUGAAUUUGCAGCGACUGUGGGGAAGAGAUAGACCGCUCGCUUUUACACACAUACACACAGGAACAAACCCAGGCGUUGGUACAAAGUUGGGAGAGAGAGCGAACCGGUCGCACCAGCAAGGCGGAUUGGAGACGAGCAACUUGUCUUUUUGUUUAAAGCUUUCCACGCUUUUUUUUUACCGUUUAAAAGUUUGCCUCCACCGUUACUUCCCCCCCCCCCCCCACCCACUUCCACUCACACACAAAAAAGAAGCCACGAUGAACGCGUUUGGAUUCUGCAGGAUUUCCUCCUGGUUUCUCCUUGUGAUCGGGACGAGCUCUUGGAUGGAAGUUGCCGGUCAAGUUUGCCCGAGUCACUGUACCUGCGCCGGGCCGGCUGUGGAUUGUCAUGGACUGGGACUGCGCUCUGUCCCCAAAAGCAUCCCUAGGAACACCGAGAGACUGGAUUUGAAUGGGAACAACAUCACAAGAAUCACCAAAUCAGCCUUCUCGGGAUUGAGACAUAUGCGAGUUCUACAGCUCAUGGAAAACCAAAUAACCACCAUUGAGAGAGGAGCCUUUCAGGAUCUGAAGGAGCUGGAAAGACUCCGCCUGAAUAGAAACAACCUACAGGUUUUGCCAGAGUUGCUUUUCCUGGGAACUCCGAAGCUCUACAGACUUGAUUUGAGCGAAAACCACAUUCAUGCUAUUCCAAGGAAGGCUUUCCGAGGAGCUGUUGACAUCAAAAAUUUGCAACUGGAUUACAACCAGAUCAGCUGCAUUGAGGAUGGAGCGUUCAGGGCUCUGCGUGACCUGGAAGUGCUUACCCUUAACAAUAACAACAUUUCCCGACUCUCAGUGGCAAGCUUCAACCACAUGCCCAGACUUAGAACCUUCCGACUCCAUUCAAACAACCUGUACUGCGACUGCCAUUUAGCAUGGCUUGCUGAUUGGCUGCGGCAGCGCCCUCGGGUUGGGCUGUACACUCAGUGCACAGGGCCUGGGCACCUGAGGGGCCAUAAUGUUGCAGAAGUGCAAAAGAAGGAGUUUAUUUGCUCUGGUCACCAGAGUUUAACAACGCAGUCCUGCAGUGUCCAUUCAAAGUCUUGUCCAUCGGUCUGCACAUGUAGCAACAGUAUUGUGGAUUGUCGUGGCAAGGGUCUGACUGAGAUAUCGAGCAAGCUUCCAGAGAGCAUCACGGAAAUACGACUGGAGCAAAACUCAAUCAAAACCAUCCCCCCUGGAGCCUUCUCACCCUACAAGAGGCUGCGAAGAAUAGACCUGAGCAACAAUCACAUUUCAGAAAUUGCACCAGAUGCUUUCCAGGGACUGAGGUCACUUAAUUCCCUCGUGUUAUAUGGAAAUAAAAUCACAGAGCUGCCUAAAGGCCUUUUUGAGGGACUCUUCUCUCUGCAGUUACUGCAUCUGGCUCAGAACCCAUUUAUUUGUGAUUGCCAUCUGAAAUGGCUUGCGGACUACCUGCACGCAAACCCCAUUGAAACAAGUGGUGCCCGCUGUACCAGUCCUCGCCGCCUGGCAAACAAGAGGAUCGGGCAGAUCAAGAGCAAGAAGUUCCGCUGCUCAGCAAAAGAACAAUAUUUCAUUCCAGGCACAGAGGAUUACAGAUCCAAACUCAGCGGAGACUGCUUCCUGGAUCUUGCUUGCCCUGAAAAGUGUCGAUGUGAGGGAACCACAGUGGACUGCUCCAAUCAAAGACUUGCGAAAAUUCCUGAUCACAUCCCUCAGUACACUGCAGAGUUGCGCCUUAAUAACAAUGAGUUUACAGUGUUGGAAGCCACUGGGAUCUUCAAGAAACUCCCUCAGCUCCGUAAAAUAAACUUGAGCAAUAAUAAGAUUACAGAUAUUGAGGAGGGUGCAUUCGAGGGAGCUAGCGGUGUGAAUGAAUUGUUACUGACAGGCAACCGCUUGGAAACUGUGCACCGCAAAAUGUUCAAAGGAUUGGACAGUCUUAAAACAUUGAUGCUGAGGAGCAAUAAAAUUGGUUGUGUCAGCAAUAACACGUUCACAGGCCUGAGUUCUGUUCGCCUGCUCUCUCUCUAUGACAAUCAGAUAACCACCAUUUCUCCAGGAGCAUUUGACACUCUCCAUUCUCUGUCUACAUUAAAUCUGCUAGCCAAUCCCUUUAACUGCAAUUGUCAUAUGGCCUGGUUGGGUGAAUGGCUGAGAAAGAAACGCAUCGUCACCGGAAACCCUCGUUGCCAGAAGCCCUAUUUCUUGAAGGAAAUUCCUAUCCAGGAUGUGGCAAUCCAGGACUUCACAUGUGAUGAUGGAAAUGAUGACAACAGCUGCUCACCCCUUGCCCGGUGCCCAGCCGAAUGCACAUGCCUUGAUACUGUGGUUCGUUGCAGUAACAAGGGACUGAAGACCUUACCCAAGGGCCUCCCUAAGGAUGUUACCGAACUGUAUUUGGAUGGAAAUCAGUUUGUGAUGGUGCCCAAAGAACUCACCACCUUGAAGCAUUUAUUACUUAUUGAUUUAAGUAACAACAGAAUCAGUACACUGUACAACCAGAGCUUCAGCAACAUGACAGAGCUCCUGACCUUAAUUCUGAGUUAUAACCGUCUGAGGUGUAUUCCAGUUCGAACGUUCGAUGGGUUGAAGUCCCUCCGUUUAUUGUCUUUGCAUGGAAAUGACAUCUCAUCUAUUCCUGAAGGAGCUUUUAAUGACCUUUCAUCACUGUCACAUUUGGCCCUUGGUGCGAACCCUUUGUACUGUGACUGCAACAUGCAAUGGUUAUCUGAUUGGGUGAAGUCAGGCUACAAAGAACCAGGCAUAGCUCGCUGUGCUGGACCUGGUGACAUGACAGAUAAACUACUGCUCACCACUCCUUCAAAGAAAUUUGAAUGCCAAGGUCCCAUUGACAUCAACAUUCUAGCCAAGUGUAAUCCUUGUCUUUCCAAUCCAUGUAAAAAUGAUGGUACAUGCAACAAUGACCCAGUGGAUUUCUAUCGGUGCACCUGCCCAUAUGGAUUCAAGGGACAAGACUGUGAUGUUCCUAUUCAUGCCUGUGUUAAUAGUCCAUGCAAAAAUAGCGGAACUUGCCACCUUAAAGAGGGAGAAAAAGAUCAGUUCUGGUGCUCAUGUGCAGAUGGCUUUGAAGGUGAAGAGUGCACUAUAAAUAUUGAUGACUGUGAGGACAAUGAUUGUGAGAAUAAUUCCACCUGCAUUGAUGGAAUCAAUAACUACACUUGCCUCUGUCCACCUGAAUAUACAGGUGAGCUAUGUGAAGAGAAACUGGACUUCUGUGCCCCGGAGCUGAACGCUUGUCAGCACGACUCCAAAUGUAUCAUGACUCUCAAGGGAUUCAAAUGUGAGUGCACACCUGGAUAUGUCGGUGAACAUUGUGACAUUGACUAUGACGACUGUCAGGAGAACAAGUGUAAAAACAAUGCACAGUGCAUCGAUGCAGUGAAUGGGUACACAUGUAUCUGUCCAGAAGGUUACAGCGGUCUGUUUUGUGAGCUGACCCCACCAAUGGUUUUACCUCGCACCAGCCCCUGUGAUCAUUUUGAAUGCCAGAAUGGAGCUCAGUGUAUUGAAAUUGGAAAUGAGCCAGUUUGCCAAUGUUUGGCUGGUUAUGAAGGCAACAAGUGUGAAAAAUUGGUUAGUGUGAACUUUGUCAACAGAGAUUCCUACCUCCAGAUUCCCUCACCAAAUAUACAGCUUCAGCCUAAUAUCUCUCUCCAGGUUGCUACAGAUGAAGACAAUGGGAUAUUGCUGUACAAAGGGGACAGUGAUCACAUUGCUGUGGAGCUUUUCCGUGGGCGGGUACGUGUCAGCUAUGACACUGGUACCUAUCCAGCAUCAGCCAUUUACAGCGUGGAAACAAUCAAUGAUGGCAACUUUCACAGUCUGGAGCUGGUAGCAGCUGAUCAAAUGUUAAGCCUCGUGAUAGAUGGAGGAAAUCCUAAAACUAUUAACAAUUUAGCCAGACAAUCCACACUCAACAUAGACUCCCCUCUCUACGUUGGAGGUAUGCCGACCAAGGCAAACUUUGCAGCUCUGCGCCAAGGACCAGGCCAAAAUGGUACCAGUUUCCAUGGCUGCAUUCGCAAUUUAUAUAUUAACAACGAGCUGCAGGACUUUAAGAAAGUUCCAAUGCAGAUUGGCAUUCUGCCAGGCUGUGAACCCUGUCAGAAGAAGAUGUGCCAGCAUGGUACGUGCCACGCCAUUGGCCAGUCCAGCUUCACCUGUGAAUGUGAAGGAGGUUGGACAGGGACCCUUUGUGACCAGCAAACAAAUGAUCCAUGUCAGGGCAAUAAGUGUGUACAUGGUAUUUGUGUGCCCAUCAAUGCCUUCUCGUACAGCUGUAAAUGUCAGAUGGGUUUCAAAGGUGUACUGUGUGAUGAAGAAGAGGAGCUUUUUAAUCCCUGUCAGAACAUCAGGUGUAAACAUGGCAAAUGUAGGCUUUCAGCUGUUAGCAGACCUUAUUGUGAAUGUAAUAGUGGAUACACUGGAGAGAACUGUGACAAAGAAAUUUCCUGUAGAGGGGAACGAAUCCGAGAUUACUACCAGAAGCAGCAAGGUUAUGCCGCUUGCCAAACAACCAAAAAGGUCUCGCGGUUAGAGUGCAGAGGUGGAUGUGACAAUGGGCAGUGCUGUGGUCCUCUGAGAAGCAAGCGACGGAAAUACAGUUUUGAAUGCACUGACGGCUCUUCAUUUGUGGAGGAGGUGGAAAAAGUCGUGAAAUGCGGCUGCUCGCGAUGUUCUUUGUAAAAGCUUCAAACGCUUGCCCUUUUUCAAAACAAUGUGCACCUGGUGACUGUGUGGGACGUAUUUUUGCUUCCAUGGUGGAGAUAUUUGAAUUAUAUUGUAAAAUACAGAACAGACUUAUUUUUAUUAUCAGAAAAUGACUAUUUUCUUCAUUUUCAAAAAUGUUUCAAGUCUUUUUGACUGAAAGUUGUUGCAACACGCAUAAAAUGUUUGUCAGAAGCCAAACCAUUUUGGACUGGAUUUUGACUUUUCCUGACUUGGCUAAAGGAAGUUUUCAAUAUUUUGACAUCCAGUGGACAGUAGAAGUGAAGUCCAAAGGAGGAAUGUGCCACCGUAAGUGAGUGAUGUUUAUUUGAAGAAGAUGACAAGCUGCAAGUCACAUCAGUUCAUCUUCAACACAGAGACACAGAUGUAACUGUGCUGUAAGGUCAUGAGUCAAGAAUGUGUAUCGAUGAAGACGCCCAGAACUUCUGCUGCCCUUUCACAUCUUGAAUAUGUGGACAGUUAUUUUUUUCUCCCCAGUAUAAUGUGUACAUUAGCAUAUUCGAGCUUACAAAGUGUUUUAGCAAGCCUUGUUUCCAGUAUUAAUUCUUUGUAAUAUAAUUAUAAAUGGGGACUAUACAACCAAUAGAGAAUUGAUGUAUGGAUUACUUAGUUGGAUAAAGUUUUGUGGUUUUCUUUUGAAAUGAGUUUACGCAGUAUUCAAGAUAUCAUUACGAAGUAUUUAUUGUAUCAAAAAACUUGUACCUAACUUUGCUAGAUCUUCUCUUUCACUCCAUUUUUGAAUCUUUAAUAUAUAUUAAUUUAUAUUUCGUCCUCAUAUUUUUGUAUGUUAAAAACAUUAAAAAAAGAUUGCAGUUUUUUAUUUUUAUUUUUUGGGGGGAGAUAGACUAACUAACAAUCUAGCAUGUCCUCUCGGGGUGAAUUGUCUUGUUAUCUUUUUGAUCAGCUGUGUCUCCCGUAAUCCUGACCAAUGACAUUGCUUUGGUUUACAAAGCCUGGGAAAUAACCUCAGCCUAACAGUGUCAGAUGUAACAAGCCAGUGUAUAUUUUGUGAAUUCUGCUGAAUUUGAACCUACUUUGACAAACUAGAGUUCUUUUUGUUAUAGAAGUGAUUUUUUUUUUCAACCUCCACCUCCCCUUUAUCCCUCUCCCCUGAAAUUUAGUAAAGGUAAAUUAAAACACGUGCUGUUUUCUGGCAGAUGAACAAGUUUUUACAUAUCAGGAUAUUGUUUGGAGUUCCUCAAUUUUCUAACUGACUGUAAAUUCAGAAUUGUCUCCUUUUCUUGACUAUUGAAAUUACAUGUCAGCCUGUUGUUCUCCUACAGUAACUUGUUGCUGCUAAACCACAGACUUAGAGUUGAUAAAUUUAAGUAGCUGGGCUGUGCUCUUUACAAAUUAAAGAAUGGGAAUGCCUGUGUAAAUACAAUUCGGUUUCCUUUGUUUUUUUCCUGAAACUGGUUACUGUACAUGUUGACUGAUAUCAGUGAUGCUACUGAUGUUUGUAAAUUAAAUCAAAUAUUAACUUCAGUCAGAUGUACUCUUGCAUUUAUUGAUUGGUUGUGUAAAAAGUAAAGACGAAACCCACUUUUUGCCUCAUUCCAUCCUUGCUUUUAACAACUCAAAGGGAAAAGUAUAAAUGCACUAAUCUCUGAGCCUCUAAUCGCUGUUUUAGAUUGGGCAAGGUUUAAUUAUUCUGGAUGGUUGUCUGAAACUGGAGUCCUCAUUCAAUUAUUUAAAGGUACUACACCACUCUUCAGCCCUGUAAUAAUAAUUUGAACUGUUGUCACAACGAAUAAAGCCCGCCCAGGAACUCUUGGCACCAACAAUAGCAUUAUAAGGUGCGCCAGUGUUAUUUAGAGAGAUCUUUGUUCAAGUCAGAUAAGCUUCUAGCUAGAUUUUCUAGGCUGCCCCUGGAAUUAUAGGCCUCAUAUUUAAUUUUGUUGGAUCCUGGAGCUCUGUGGAUGUGGGCUUGGGGAGUGACAUUUUGGGAAGCACAAGUCUAACUCAGUAAUCUGUGUGCUGUGUGGUCUACUGGUCAGAAUGUGGGAGUAGGCAGAUUGCAGAAGUCCACAGUGUUGACAGGAGAGGGUGAAAGAGAGGAGGCACGGGAGGCAUAUGUCACAUGAGUCUUUCACAGUUAGACAUCUUAACUCUAUUUGAGAAAAACAUUGAUCCUAGCACCUCUGCUUCACUAGAGAGGCUUUGACAUAGAUAAGCCACCUUUUGCAGCACUAACAUGAAAGUGUAGCAUUCUUGGUAGUGGGUAUAAAGGUUACUGCAGCUCUCAACGACCACACCGCAGAGUCACUCCACUCUACAGCAAGUGGUAUCAUCUAUUUUCAGUUGAAUGUUGGAUCAGGAAAAAGCUUUGAACCUUGCCCUAAUUGAAGGCUGUCGACAAAUUCACCACAUAAUUGGUUGUGUCCAUGUAGCUUUUGCAUGCUCCAUCCAAAGAACACAUCCUUUUUACAAUUAGUAUACAAGUACUGACAGUGCUUCAGGCAGAACUGUGCUCCAUUUCCUUGCAAACGUUAUGAUGCUCCAAUCCUUAUCCAUUGUAUUGUGUGUCCUCUCUUCUACCCAGAUUAUCAGAUGUCAGGCUGUUUGUUUGAGGGUGAGAGAAAUCCUGAAUGCAUGGAUCAUGACACUUCUCAGGAUCCUGAAUACAGAGACUGAUAAGUGAUACACAUAGUUGCACCUCUUCCAGAGUUCUAAUCAAAUAGACAGUUGGCAAACUGAAACAAAGGAUUCAUUUCCUGGAUAUGUCUGGAGUCAUCUGACAGCCCCCAAGUCCAAUGUAGAAAGCUGUGUACUAUAUAAUUUUAACUUUGCAAAGCCAACAAGUACUUGAGGACAAAGUGGAGGCACAACAGCACAAGGGUUACAAGGAAGCUGAGAAUGAGCAAGACUAAAUAUGCCAGGAGCCUGAGAUCUCUAGGGCAACAAAAAACAGUUUUGUUGAAGUAGCCACCACCUGACACUCUGUGCACUCUGGUUCUGAUGCCUGAAAUGUUGACUCUGCUGCUCCUCGGAUACUGACCUGCUGUGCUUUUCCAGCGCCACACUUCUUGACUCCGACUGUCUGGCAUCUGCAGUCCUCAGUUUCUCCUAAACACCAACUGUCCUUACACCCACCAGAUGAAUGCAUUCAGAUUAUAACCACCUAGAGUGCUGGGUAGCAGUAAACACAUUAUAACGCUCAUGCAGCAAAACUCUAUAAUGAUAAAGAGGUUCAUAAUGAUUCACUUAUGCAUUGGAUAAAGUGAAAUUUAAAAGUUAAUAAUCACAAUUGUAUAAGCACUCAGCCAACUUUCAAUGCUUGUUUACCCUUUUUAGUGCUUAGACAAGAUACUUUCCUAAUACCUACAACAUGGGAAUAAAAGUCUGAUGAACUUCCAUUGAGAACAUUUGACAUGGCUAGCGCAUGUGAUCCUUACUAAUUCUAACCAUGAAAUAAUCUGCUCAGACUGCAGUGCUUCAGCUACUGGCACAGUCUGACCCAGUUGGCUAAUUGACAUUAACAUAGGUACUGCAUGUAAGGGCAGCAGGUGAAGACAUGUUGUUGUACUUGCAAAGAGUCGCACUUUAAUCCCUACCACCCCAACAAGAUUUGAUAUAUUAGUCCCAUGAUUUGUCAGUUCAUCAGCAGCAAUAUUUGAGAUUAAUUGUACUAUACAGAGAUGCCCAGUUAAUUCUAUUUGUAUACAAUUUUAUCUUCAAAUAAAGAUCACACAUUGUUUCACGAA
Chiloscyllium plagiosum (whitespotted bambooshark) is the source of this 9554-nucleotide messenger RNA. Lineage: Eukaryota; Metazoa; Chordata; Chondrichthyes; Orectolobiformes; Hemiscylliidae. The record is from RefSeq and is a predicted model, not a curated record.